AUGGAGGCAAACACAGUCCUUGUAGGGCUGAGGAUGCUCUCAAAGGGAAACUUUUUGUCAGAGUCUGCCGACAUUCAUGGCAUAUCCAAAGCUACAGCUGGACGGGUGUUUGAUGAUUUUCUGGAUGCAGUUAUCAGAAACAUUGGAAAUGUAAGAGAUGAGGUAUUAAGGACAAAAGAGGGAUUUUUCAGGAAGUGCAGGAUACCCAACAUCAUAGGAGCAGUGGAUGGAACAUUGGUCCCUAUUCUUGCUCCUAAGGACAAUGGGGUUGCCUUCAUAUGCAGAAAAGGUUACCAUCCCAUCAAUGUCAUGGCUGUAUGUGACCAUGAAAUGAGAUUCACUGACAUUGUAGCCAGAUGGCCAGGUUCCCAGCAUGAUGCAGCUGUGUUUGAUGAUUCUACACUAAAGGACCACCUUGAGACUAACCAGACAGGCAUUUUACUUGGUGAUGGCGGUUAUCCCCUCCGUCCAUACCUACUGACCCCAUUACUCAAUCCUACAACUCCACAAGAGAUUGCCCUCAACAAUGUCCAAAUCAGGGGGCGUAUAGUGAUUGAGAGGAUUUUCGGACUUCUAAAAUCCCGUUUCAGAUGCCUACAUAGAUCAGGAGGAGCGCUACAAUACACACCAACCAAACGUUGCAAAAUUGUUGUGGCAUGUGUAAAGUUGCACAACUUUUGUAUCGAAAACAAUGUUCCAUUUCCAGCUGACAUGAUGAUGGAUUAUGACAAUGACAAUGCUCAAGCAGCUUGCCAAAUUGCACAACAGAAUGAACAAGGACAGGUCAUGCGCCGCAGAAUUGUGAACAUGUUCCAUUAAAUUGAAAGUAUAUUUCAAUACCAGUACCCAAUUCCUCGAAACUGCUCAAUUUUGUUAUAACAUGAUUUAACUUCGCUAAAUAUUAUUGAUCUUUUCAAGCACAUGCUGUAUAUAUACUUCUUUUAAAAUGUUAAGCCUGUUAAUGGAAGUUAUUUAUUUGGUAAAUAGGAAUAACAAAUUUUUAUCUAUAAAAAUCUAGUUUAAAUUUGAUAUUUUGCAAAAUUAAAGGAACUACUUAAAGCCUGUUAAGCUCAGGAAGUUUCAAGAAAUUGGGGUCAGGAUUGUUAAAGUAACUUUGCACCAGAUGAUCAAUUUGCAAGAAAAUUGUCGAAAACUGACAUAAACUUGGUAUUAAUGUGUACGAUGCAUUGCAACUUACUAUUAACUAAAGUUCCACAUAGUUAAUAAUUUAUUUAAGUUUAGCAGUUAUUUUGUAUUUUUCAAUUAAAAAAGAUUACUGGGUAUGUCUACCUAGUAGAAUUCAUUCCUAAUGCGUGAUUGGCUAGUCGUUGUUAUC
Molecule: messenger RNA, 1336 nt
Organism: Mya arenaria
Lineage: Eukaryota; Metazoa; Mollusca; Bivalvia; Myida; Myidae
Product: putative nuclease HARBI1
Exons: 7
Coding region: 1-819 (272 amino acids)
Source: RefSeq, a predicted model, not a curated record